Parnassius mnemosyne (clouded apollo) is the source of this 408-nucleotide messenger RNA. The record is from the annotation of a GenBank genome assembly. Lineage: Eukaryota; Metazoa; Arthropoda; Insecta; Lepidoptera; Papilionidae.
AUGAAACAGAUUACUUCAGCCUUAUAUUUUUCAGUUACGUGCGAGCUCAUAUCGUCAAAGAAGACCGGUCGGAUGAUGAUUAAAGUGGGUGGUUACGUGUUCAGCCAGCGAUCGUCCAGCGGCACCAAGAAGCGAUGGGUCUGCUCUACUCACGUAUUUCGAGGUUGCAGGGCGCAACUUUACACCGUAUUCGAUCAAAUUGUCAAACUUAUUACCUUAAUAAAAACAAAGAAAGGCAAGACUAAUAUUAAAGUGGGCGAGUAUACGUUCUACCUUAAGCCAGGAAACUACAAACCGGGAAGGAACAGAUGGUGCUGUACACAAAAUAAGUACUGUCGGGCGUGCCUAAGUACUGUCGAUAACAAAAUUGUUGCAAUAUACAAUGAACAUAAUCACGAAAAGAAAUAG